AUGAGUGACAAGGGUACUGUCUCACCAAAAGAGGAGGGAGCGGAGAAGAGGGGACGUGGAAGACCAAGGAAACAGCCAGAGGUGAAAAGCGGUUCUGAUGUAAGUAGCUUUAUAAAACAACACUACCUUUCUUCUGUAUGAUAGAUCAUGUGUGACCAGGAAACACUAUGGGCCCUACUUGGUUAUGGCUCCAGGGCCUGGUUAUGCCCACCCAACUAGGGCCCAGAGUUUUCCUGGUUAAGUUAACUGGUCAACCAAACCCGGUUCCUGCAGCAGGUCUCAGAACCCACCACAAAGCAGUAGCGUAGCCCAUCAGAGGUGUCUUAUUCCUAUGUAGUUUCACCAUGGAGAAUGCCAGACUCCAUUGUGUCAUUUCUCUUGACUUAGUGUAAAGAGUAAUUGGAUAUGUCUCUUUUUACCUUUCCCCCACCCCCUCCUCACCAGCCCUGGCUGUGUACAUAUGUAAUGAUGAUCAUCCAGUGGUCUGGCAGGCUGUCAUUGAUAUGUAACCUGAACCCCUUAAACCAGUGGUAACCCACAUACCCCAGCUCUACUUCUAACUGAUUGGUUUAUGUAAGUGAAGUAGAAGCAAUGAUUGGUCCAUGUUGCUGUCACUCUCCUGAGGGUGUUGUUGGUAUUGGAUUGCUUGGUUGCUAGUAGCUGCUGCUGUAAACAGACUUAGGAGGAGGUAAUAAAAACCUGCACCUCCAUAAUAUACAGCCAAAUGCAUUAAUCAUGUUUAUUAGUGUUUGCUGGUAAACCGCCACCAUCCCUGUUGAGUGUAGUGAUCAUGUUAGCAUUUUGGUCAUGCCAAUUUACCACACAAUACAUUUGAAUGUAUUGUUUUGUACUAAUGAGUUUUGCAAUUGAUGCAACAGUUAAAUCUGCCCCAGAAGUCUAGUUCUGAACACAGGUCUGCGCAGAGCUAUAUUAUCUUUGUGUUAUACUAUACCUCUACUCCCUACAUACCUCUUAUUUACAACUACCAUAUUUUUGGUCUGAUCUAAUCCACUGUAAUUUCUCUAGAGCUUUUUACAGUUAAUGGAAUUUGAAAAUGUGGCUGUGACCACCUGUUGUCUUAAAGUAGCAACGGGUGUCAGUUGCACUGACCUUGAACAGUGCACUCUUAGUGUCAUGAAUAACAAAGUAUUCCAUGUAAGAAGCUGCGUGUCGUAUCACAUCAUACAUGGAUGUAGACCAAGUUGUUUGCCCUCCAUAAAAAGCAGCUUAAUUCAUCAUUUCAUCCAUAGUGUCAAACCUUGGGAUGCAACAACUAUAGAACCACCAUUUUACGUGUUGGCAUCUUUGACUGUUCAAAUGUAACGUUGUGCUGUCCACCUGACCAUUUCCCAUAUUUUUCUUUCAGGAGCCCAGUGGGUCCCCUACUCCAAAGAGGCCCAGGGGAAGGCCAAAGGGUAGCAAGAACAAGACUGUAACCAAAGGCAAGGUAAGGCAAUACGGUAACCCUAUUUUACUCAACCGAAUGAAUGUAACCUGCUAGACUUUCAACUAGGCUUAGCAGCCACCUGUCAGUCAUCCUGCAAAAACCACAUUAGACAUUGGAUCCUGCAGGCCACUUGGUUGACCAUAGAUUACCAUUAGGGUCAGAUGGAGCAGCUAUCACCAGCUCCUAUAGUUUUAGUUGUCCCUAUGGUUUUAGCUUUAUAUUACCAGAGUUUUCAACCCCAUCCUCAUAGUCAAGUACUAUGAAAUUGUCAUGUACCCAUGACGGUUGAUGAUCUUUAGCUAUCACAGUGGUAGCUAACCUCAUAGGUGUAAAGUACUUAUGUAAAAAUACUUUAAAGUACUACUUAAGUAGUUUUUUUGGGGUAUAUGUCCUUUACUAUUUAUAUUUUUUGACAACUUUUCCUCCGCGAUGUUCCUAAAGAAAAUAAUGUACUUUUUACUCCAUACAUUUUCCCUGACACCCAAAAGUACUCGUUACAUUUUGAAUGCUUAGCAGGACAGGAAAAUGGUCCAAUUCACACACUUAUCAAGAGAACAUCCCUGGUCAUCCCUACUGCAUCUGAUCUGGUGGACUCACUAAAUACAAAUACUUUGUUUGUAAAUUAUGUCUGAGUGUUGGAGAGUGCCCCUGGCUAUCAGCAAAAAUAUAUAUACACUACCAGUCUAAAGUUUGGACACACCUACUCAUUCAAGGUUUUUUUUUUUAUUACAUUGUAGAAUAAUAGUGAAUACAUCACAACUAUGAAUUAACACAAACGUCAGGCUCGAAACCUUAAUGACUUGGAAAAGAUCUGCAAAGAGGAGUGGGACAAAAUCCCUCCUGAGAUGUGUGCAAACCUGGUGGCCAACUACAAGAAAUGUCUGACCUCUGUGAUUGCCAACAAGGGUUUUGACACCAAGUACUAAGUCAUGUUUUGCAGAGGGGUCAAAUACUUAUUUCCCUAAUUAAAAUGCAAAUCAAUUUAUAACAUUUUUGACAUGCGUUUUUCUGGAUUUUGUUGUUGUUAUUCUGUCUCUCACGUUCAAAUAAACCUACCAUUAAAAUUAUAGACUGACAUUUUCUUCAGAGUUCAUCCUCUUACUCCGGUGAAGAAGUGGUCUUUAGAACUGCCCAAAUAAAAAAGUAUUUGACCCUCUGCUGAUUUUGUACGUUUGUCCACUGACAAAGACAUGAUCAGUAUAUAAUUUUAAUGGUAGGUUUUUUUGAACGUGAGAGACAGAAUAACAACAAAAAAAUCCAGAAAAACGCACGUCAAAAAUGUUAUAAAUUGAUUUGCAUUUGAAUGAGGAAAGUAAGUAUUUGACCCCUCUGCAAAACAUGACUUAGUACUUGGUGGCAAAACCCUUGUUGGCAAUCACAGAGGUCAGACGUUUCUUGUAGUUGGCCACCAGGUUUGCACACAUCUCAGGAGGGAUUUUGUCCCACUCCUCUUUGCAGAUCUUCUCCAAGUCAUUAAGGUUUCGAGGCUGACGUUUGGCAACUCGAACCUUCAGCUCCCUCCACAGAUUUUCUAUGGGAUUAAGGUCUGGAGACUGGCUAGGCCACUCCAGGACCUUAAUGUGCUUCUUCUUGAGCCACUCCUUAGUUUCCUUGGCCGUGUGUUUUGGGACAUUGUCAUGCUGGAAUACCCAUCCACGACCCAUUUUCAAUGCCCUGGCUGAGGGAAGGAGGUUCUCACCCAAGAUUUGACAAUACAUGGCCCCAUCUAUCGUCCCUUUGAUGCAGUGAAGUUGUCCUGUCCCCUUGGGGAUGGUGUUCUUGGGGUCAUAGGCAGCAUUCCUCCUCCUACAAACACAGCGAGUUGAGUUGAUGCCAAAGCGCUCGAUUUUGGUCUCAUCUGACCACAACACUUUCACCUAGUUUUCCUCUGAAUCAUUCAGAUGUUCAUUGGCAAACUUCAGACGGGCCUGUAGAUGUGCUUUCUUGAGAAGGGGGACCUUGCGGGCGCAGUGUGUUACCAAUUGUUUUCUUGGUGACUAUGGUCCCAGCUGCCUUGAGAUCAUUGACAAGAUCCUCCCGUGUAGUUCUGGGCUGAUUCCUCACCGUUCUCAUGAUCAUUGCAACUCCACGAGGUGAGAUCUUGCAUGGAGCCCCAGGCCGAGGGAGAUUGACAGUUCUUUUGUGUUUCUUCCAUUUGCGAAUAAUCGCACCAACUGUUGUCACCUUCUCACCAAGCUGCUUGGCGAUGGUCUUGUAGCCCAUUCCAGCCUUGUGUAGGUCUACAAUCUUGUCCCUGACAUCCUUGGAGAGCUCUUUGGUCUUGGCCAUGGUGGAGAGUUUGGAAUCUGAUUGAUUGAUUGCUUCUGUGGACAGGUGUCUUUUAUACAGGUAACAAACUGAGAUUAGGAGCACUCCCUUUAAGAGUGUGCUCCUAAUCUCAGUCCGUUACCUGUAUAAAAGACACCUGGGAGCCAGAAAUGUUUCUUAUUGAGAGGGGGUCAAAUACUUAUUUACAUUUUUGAAAUGCGUUUUUCUGGAUUUCUUUGUUGUUAUUCUGUCUCUCCUCACUGUUCAAAUAAACCUACCAUUAAAAUUAUAGACUGAUCAUGUCUUUGUCAGUGGGCAAACGUACAAAUACAUUUUUAUUCCCUCACUGUAUAUAAUAAUUGUGCCGUCUGGAUUGCUUAAAUGAUUAAUACUUUUACUUUUGAUACGUAAGUAUAUUUGAGCAAUUACAUUUACUUUUGAUAUUUAAGUAUAUUAUAAACCAAAUGCUUUUAGACUUUACUCAAGUAGUAUUUUACUGGUUGACUUUUACUUGAGUCAUUUUCUAUUAAGGCAUCUUUACUUUUACUCAAGUAUGACAAUUGGGUACUGGUCAAAGGAUAUCCUGUUGUUAAGUAUGAUUUAUAGGUUAACUGUAAUUGUUUUGGCCCUUCCCACCUCAAGUCUAAAAAAUAGCAGGGCCAGAGCUUCCAUUUGUAAGAUUUUACAUUUUAGUCGAUGCUCUUAUCCAGAGCGACUUACAGGAGCAAUCAGGGUUAAGUGCCUUGCUCAAGGGCACAUCGACAGAUUUUUCACCUAGUCAACUCAGGAAUUAGAACCAGCGACCUUUCGGUUACUGGCACAACGCUCUUAACCACUAAGCUACCGGUCUUGGUUUAAGAUCUUGGUUUACUGACUGCUUAAAGAGAUGCUCAUUUUUCGGUUAAUUCCCCCUGACUUCCUGUCCUCCAGCUUCCUGUAGCUUGUCAUGCACAGUGUGGUGCAGGUGCAGAGGCCGCAUGCUGACAUUACCCCACAACACACAGCCCUAGUUAUUUUCUCCCUCGCGUAACCAUAGCAACAGACAAGGUCUAUCCCUCGCCCCAACCCCCACGCUCCUCUAAGCACUGUGUAUUUGCAGGAAAAGGAUUUAUGUGUAUAUAUGCAUGUGUGUUUAUGUGCAAGCAGGGUUGGGGAGUAACUGAUUACAUGUAAUCGGAUUACAAAAAUACUGUUACGUUACCAGCUACAGUGGGGGAAAAAAGUAUUUAGUCAGCCACCAAUUGUGCAAGUUCUCCCACUUAAAAAGAUGAGAGAGGCCUGUAAUUUUCAUCAUAGGUACAAGUCAACUAUGACAGACAAAUUGAGAAUUUCCCCCCCAGAAAAUCACAUUGUAGUGAUAGUGUCCUUCAAUCUGUUUUCAUGGGUGCAAAUAGGGUAAGCGAAAACAAUGAAUAUUGUUGCUCAUUUAUGAGCCAUAAUGGCUUUGCCUUUUGCCUUAGUUUAUUUCCUUGUUGUUGUACUGUUAGACAGAUGGUAGUAUGUUUAUUGUACAGUGCAAUAUCCUGCAAGCUUUGUCUUCAAGAGCAGUCAUUGAUUAAUUUAUUGCCCAAGGAUUGGAUCAAAACUUUAACAUUAUAUAACAUUCGGAUGUAUAUCUCUUAUCCAAGUCAUUUGAAUUGCCUUCAGUUGGUUAAAUGGUCUGUCCUCUUGUAUUUAUGUCUAGUUAUUGAGGGAGACUGUGUUAUGGUAGUUUUUCUUAUAUGGACACCUAGUUUAUAGUAGACGUGGUUUCAUAUAGACUUAUGGUUUGAAAGAUUUGUGGGGGUUUCUCUGAGAUACUGAAUACUUUUCUGUAGUGAAUUACUUAGAUCAGAUCAGCUUACUGAAUCAGUUCAGAUACAAUAAGUGAAAAGAACCUUCUGAGUCUUGUCCUAAAAAGGAAGUAGAAUGGGUAUUCAUCUGUUUGGAUUGGCACAAUUACCGGCCUUGAAGCCACAAGCAACACAAAAAUGAUGUGCAAUAUAUUGAAGCCUUGAUAUAGAUAUUGUCAUGUUUAGAUAUGACACCUGUCAUACUUAACAUCAAUUGAUGAAUCAAUCAAUUAUUCUCUCCCUCUUCCUUUCUUAUUCCCGUCUACUCCUCACCAUCCAUUGUGAAGGAAGGCAACCUGCUGGCGGAAUUGACCCAAAUAACUAAGCAGCAUGUCUCCUGACCCCCCACACUUCCCCUCAAGUGAUGAUUACUUUUGUUUGUGACACAUGCCUCUCCACAACCCUGAGUACCAGAGGAUGAUUUAUUCUCAUUCUGUAGUGUUGUCACGAUCGCCAAUGAAGUAGGACCAAAGCGCAGCGUUGGGAGUGAACAUGAUGACUUUAAUGUUGAAUAAACGACAAAACAAAACACGAUCCGUAACGUCCUCAGUACACCGACUGAACAUAGAACAAAAACCCACAACCACAAGGUGAACACAGACAUUUAAAUAUGGCUCCCAAUCAGAGAUAACGAGCCGACAGCUGACACUCGUUACCUCCGAUUGGGAGUCACUGACCAAACAUAGAACGCGAACACCUAGACACUACCCACAGUACAAAACACACGGAAAUCUACACACCCUGACUAAACAUAAAAAGUCCCAGAGCCAGAGUGUGACAAGUGUGGCCUAGUGAUCAUCUGAGCCUGAGGACCUUUGUGUCCACAUUGUCCUUUAGUAUCAACAAACAUUGUGCCAGUGCCCAAUCUAUCAAUACGCCCUUGACACUAUAAUAGUUUGAGAGGUUGCAAUGCAUGAAAAGACUGACCUUCCAUGUAGCUUUUCUCACAAGAGGAUUUUGAAAUGGUAUGAGUUCUGUUUUCCCCUUGUUAUUUCACAAUAAUGGUAAUGCUGCUGAAGGUUAGGUGUGAUUUAGUUAGCUUUUCAAUGUCACAAGGUUUUAUUCCGUUUAUUACAGUUUAUUCAAAGAGUAUACAGUUAUACAGUGGGGGGGGAAACAUAUUUAGUCAGCCACCAAUUGUGCAAGUUCUCCCACUUAAAAAGAUGAGAGAGACCUGUAAUUUUCAUCAUAGGUACACGUCAACUAUGACAGACAAAUUGAGAAAAGAAAAUCACAUUGUAGGAUUUUUAAUGAAUUUAUUUGCAAAUUAUGGUGGAAAAUAAGUAUUUGGUCACCUACAAACAAGCAAGAUUUUUGGCUCUCACAGACCUGUAACUUCUUCUUUAAGAGGCUCCUCUGUCAUCCACUCGUUACCUGUAUUAAUGGCACCUGUUUGAAGUUGUUAUCAGUAUAAAAGACACCUGUCCACAACCUCAAACAGUCACACUCCAAACUCCACUAUGGCCAAGACCAAAGAGCUGUCAAAGGACACCAGAAACAAAAUUGUAGACCUGCACCAGGCUGGGAAGACUGAAUCUGCAAUAGGUAAGCAGCUUGGUUUGAAGAAAUCAACUGUGGGAGCAAUUAUUAGGAAAUGGAAGACAUACAAGACCACUGAUAAUCUCCCUCGAUCUGGGGCUCCACGCAAGAUCUCACCCCGUGGGGUCAAAAUGAUCACAAGAACGGUGAGCAAAAAUCCCAGAACCACACGGGGGGACCUAGUGAAUGACCUGCAGAGAGCUGGGACCAAAGUAACAAAGCCUACCAUCAGUAACACACUACGCCGCCAGGGACUCAAAUCCUGCAGUGCCAGACGUGUCCCCCUGCUUAAGCCAGUACAUGUCCAGGCCCGUCUGAAGUUUGCUAGAGUGCAUUUGGAUGAUCCAGAAGAGGAUUGGGAGAAUGUCAUAUGGUCAGAUGAAACCAAAAUAUAACUUUUUGGUAAAAACUCAACUCGUCGUGUUUGGAGGACAAAGAAUGCUGAGUUGCAUCCAAAGAACACCAUACCUACUGUGAAGCAUGGGGGUGGAAACAUCAUGCUUUGGGGCUGUUUUUCUGCAAAGGGACCAGGACGACUGAUCCUUGUAAAGGAAAGAAUGAAUGGGGCCAUGUAUCGUGAGAUUUUGAGUGAAAACCUCCUUCCAUCAGCAAGGGCAUUGAAGAUGAAACGUGGCUGGGUCUUUCAGCAUGACAAUGAUCCCAAACACACCGCCCGGGCAACGAAGGAGUGGCUUCGUAAGAAGCAUUUCAAGGUCCUGGAGUGGCCUAGCCAGUCUCCAGAUCUCAACCCCAUAGAAAAUAUUUGGAGGGAGUUGAAAGUCUGUGUUGCCCAGCGACAGCCCCAAAACAUCACUGCUCUAGAGGAGAUCUGCAUGGGGGAAUGGGCCAAAAUACCAGCAACAGUGUGUGAAAACCUUGUGAAGACUUACAGAAAACAUUUGACCUGUGUCAUUGCCAACAAAGGGUAUAUAACAAAGUAUUGAGAAACUUUUGUUAUUGACCAAAUACUUAUUUUCCACCAUAAUUUGCAAAUAAAUUCAUAAAAAAUCCUACAAUGUGAUAUUCUGGAUUUAUUUUUCUCAUUUUGUCUGUCAUAGUUGACGUGUACCUAUGAUGAAAAUUACAGGCCUCUCUCAUCUUUUUAAGUGGGAGAACUUGCACAAUUGGUGGCUGACUAAAUACUUUUUUUCCCCCACUGUAAAAUAUUGUAUUCAGAUUACAGAUGCUUUUGAAAAACUACAUUAAUUAUUGGAUUACUUUUCAAUUCAGAAAGGAUGUUUGCAAAAAAAAUACAUUAUAUCACCUUUCUGUUUUCUCAAUGACAUUCAAUUCAGCAUUGAAAAAAGGUUUACAUUUUUCCCACCUGAGCGAGUCUGACCACAAGUCAGAGACCACUAUGAUGACACACCAAAUGCAUUUGAUGGAUCCUUUUUGUCUUCUUCUAAUGCUUCUUAAGGUGAAAGUAAUCUAAAAGUAACUGAACGUAUGGGUUUACAUUACUGAUUACAAUGAUGGACAGGUAACUAGUAACUAACAGAUUACAUUUAGAAACUAACCUACCCAACCCUGUGUGCAAGGAUAGAUCUGAAUUGGGCUCCUCUCUUCUUGCCCAAUUUCACCAGCUGUCUCUGAGCCCCAGACCAGGUGGCCAGCGAACUGGAGUGCCCUGUGUGCAGUUCCUGUCAGAUUCCGAGAUAAUAGCCAAUGAACCCAAUGCCCUAAAACCAUCUGCUUCCUAAUAUGAGUAUUAGUGCCCUCUAGUGAGAGUAGAUUAGCAGGUUUCUGUGCAGUUAGAUCAAUUCUUUGUUUUUCUUCCCUCUAUUUCUACAGAAGGCACCAGCAGCCUCAACUGCAGGGAUGAAACGCAGGGGAAGACCUAAGAAAGAGGUAAGAGUAGCUCUUAUUAUCAUAGGUGUUAAUAUUAUCUUUAACUAAUGCCUCCUUCAUUCACGUCCCUUGACUCUGAGUCACUCUUAAGUCGUCACUGUUUGGUUCCCCUCCACAUGCUCACUGCUGUCAGAAAUUCUGAAGGUCUUAAGUUAACAUGUUUACAGAGAAAUUUGGCUAGUUCGUAGAAACAAAAGGACGUAAACGAACAAUCAAACUCAUCGUCCCAGGCGAACUUCAACUCCACCACCCCCUGUGAUUGGUUGAAUAAAGUUGUGGGAGGGUUUCCAGUGGCUUCUGCUUAUCUUCCACUGAUCUUCCACCAUCAACAAAAACCAUGGCAACCAUUGUGUGCAAAUUAAAACAUUCAACUAAACCUUUUCUGUUUGCAACAACCAGCUACCAGGUGUGAAGUCAACUACACCUGGAGUCUGUCGCGUCCUCUUUGAAACAACAAACAUUCCAGAUGGCACUGAUAGCUCUGAAUGAGGAAUUGGCUAAUUUUGGUCUAAAACCUGACCUUUGGGACUCGUCUUCAAGCGAUUCUGAAGACAGCUGGGACGAGGUAAGCAAUGAUUGUUGAAUAAUAUAGUUUUGCUUGUUUUGAAGUAGUUGUGCUUUGCAUUAAGGGGAAUGUGUUCAUUAGGUGUUUUGUGGUAUUGCAUUUGUUGUAAACAAUAACCUUUAGCUGUACCUAACUGUAGGUAACUAUACUUUCAUGAUGACUCAUGUCUUUCUAUUUAUUUAUCUUUAAGGGAGAACAAACCCAAGAGGAGACCUCAGACGCUGAGGACCCUUAUGAGCACUGUCUUUCCGUCGUCAAAAUGCUUUCAUUGUAUUUACAACAGGGUGAAAAGAUUGAGCAGGCGAGAGGGAGGCUAGGGAAUAGUUUGCAUGCAAGCCGUAUGCUGGAAGCUAUGGUUACAUUUGAGGCCAGAUCUAUACAAAUGUUUUAAGUCUGUAUAUCUCCGGGGCCUGAUUGAGAGCCAGCAGAAAGAGCUCAAGGAACUCUUGGCAAGCCUGCACUGGACUGAGAGACAUAUCACUAUUUAUGCUAUAUUGUAGAGCUAUUGAGGAACUGUCAAGUUCUAAACUUUAUCGGCCAUUUUUUUAAAUGAAAGAAACUGUCUUGCUGUUAUUGAGCCGAUAUUGCACUGAAGUGAACCACUGUUACUGAUCUGAAACACAGAUCAGCUGGUCCUUCAUCUUUACUUCAUUUAUAUUGUAUUGUAUCUGCUUUGUAUGAUGUACAUAGUAUUUUCUACAUAUUUACACAUCCAACCUUUUAGUUUUUUUUAUUACUAUUGUUUUCUGCACAAGUCCAUGUUGAAUUCAUUGAGAAUAAAACGUGUACUUAAAAUGUUGUCUUGAGUGAGUCUUUGACACCGACUAGGUAUAGUUGAAAAUACAUGUCUAUGACAUUUUUUAAUGGACUUCACUACAAUUUCAUAAAUCACAUAUUUCACUCCAUUCUUCAAAAAAUGGUCUAGGAUAAAGGAAUUGUUGCAGAAUCAUAAAAAAACUGUACAGUUUAAUCCAGCACAAACCAACCGAACUUUGCCUCCACUGUAAGCAUACUCAUGCCUUAAAUAAAUAAAAUAAGAGCGAGUGGUUAGUGUAGCCUACUCCCAAAAGCCUGUGUUGCAUUAGUCACAGCGGGGAAUGACCCAUAGUUACCCACCUAACUGGCCUCUCUUUUUAUGAAUGAACUCUCCUGCGCCAGAGUGGGAGGAGUUGGUGGGAGUUUGAGGUAGAGGGGAGCUAAGGUGGGAGGGAGCGAAGGAUGCCUCACUGUGAGUGACUCACCACUCAGAUGAGUCACUACAGAUGACCAAGUCCUCCCCUGGGGGCUCUAGGGACUUUCACGCUGGUUUUGUUUAUCAGUGAGAUGUGGUCAAUAUGCACACUCCUACUUCCACUUCAAUACUCAGAUUUUUCUCUAGCAAGGCCACUGUACAAGUCCCUCCCAAAUCCUAAAGACUCCCAAUAGAUAGUUGUUUAUAUUGCAAGGCAGUUAUUGUAGUUGAAAGAUUGAUACACUUCUGGUGACUUAUAUUUGAUCAGAUCCCCUUUUCUUAGUGUGUUAUGUUUUUGGUGUGAACCAGUAGAAAGAUGGGUUGUCUGUGUUUGGUGUCUUUUCAGGAAAAGGAGGAACAAGCAGCCCAGGAAUCAUCUGAAGAGGAGGAGGAUGAGAAAGACUAG
Molecule: messenger RNA, 11136 nt
Organism: Coregonus sp. 'balchen'
Lineage: Eukaryota; Metazoa; Chordata; Actinopteri; Salmoniformes; Salmonidae
Source: the annotation of a GenBank genome assembly